CCAAUCGGCAUGCUCGGCUCAGGCUCCGCGCUCUGUGAGCAAGCCGAACCGCAGCGAGCGUCCACGCACGCAUGCACGCACGCCCGCAUCUCGUCAGUGAUGGCCUUUGCUGAGCAGCACAGCGCAUAAGGCAAACCCCCACCUUUGCCCCCGCCAUGUACAGCGUGGAGGACCUGCUCAUCUCGCACGGAUACAAGCUGCCCAGGAGCGGCCCGCCGUCGGCCGCUCCGUACGACAAGCGGCCCGCUGAUUGCCAACGUGAGCUCGUGUUGGACAACCGGGCGGGCCGGGUGUCGGCGAUCAACGGCUAUGAGGUGGAACGUGGCGGGGCCUCGGCGGGUGGCAGCGGCUUAUACGGCAGCAGGCCGGGACCCCUCAAGGGUUACAUUGACACAGAGGGCGACAGGAGGAGGAAGGAGGCCUUCAUCGGGAUCCUGGGUGACGUUCAGCCCUUGGGUGAUUCUCUGGCGACGGACAGCGGUUUUUAUGAUGUCCCAAGUUUGACCUACUCUGAGCCGUUAAGCCACGACGAGAGGGAUAUUUCGUACUGGAGGAGACGAGGCCAAGACUUCAGUAUUCUGCUGGAUUAUGCUGAUGGCAGGGAACUGAGGGCCUCUGCAGGGGCAUGGAGACCACAGGCCCUCAUAGCGGCCGAGGAACUCAGGGCAGAGCGGCAAGCGCAGCAGCUUUGGGAGGAAAUUUCUUGGUUGCGGGACCAAGAUGCUCCUGGUCAGCUGAGAGUGACUGGGGAGCGAAAGUGUCAGAGCCUCGGUACCGAGGAGUGGAGGCCCGCUGUGGGUCUGGGCAGGCAGUUAUCAGAAGGGGAUGGGGAAAGGUGGGCUUUGGAACAGUGUCGACUAAGGACACCCGAAGGUUUUUUUCACCCGAGAACGAAAGCCAAGUCUCAGUCUCUCCCAAGAGUUUUGUCGCCAGACAGAUCAAAUGGCAGAGAGCUGAUUCCAUCCAGACCAAGCCUACCGGACAGACCGCCGAGGCUAAGCAGCACGCUUUUCUCUGGGCCCUAUAGUCGGUAUAUCUAUAGUGGCGCUAUUGGUAGAGACCGGUGGGGCAGAAAUGCUGGGCAAAGCGGACAUGUUGCACUUUUACCAAAGCCCAGGUUCAGUAGGCCAUUAAAGCCACCAUCGUAUGAGAUUCACCAGCAGAUUAGGAGUAGCGCAGAAAUGCUAGCUAUAGACCAGGGUCUCAAGCUCAAAGACAGGCCUAUAUUUUAUUCAAGGGGCGGGGAACUCCGACAUGACUAUUUUGCACAACACUCACUCUCUGGAAUGGAGCCCCCCGGCUACAUCCCGCCCCCGUCUUAUAAAAGAAUCCCACCUCCAAGAGCUGUGUCUAUCAGUCGUAAUGAAAUGCUAAACUUUCGGUGGAGGUCAGACUCCCUGCAGCCCAGCUCAGACCCUGGGAGGUGGCUAACGAGGCACACGGGUGAUUCGUGGCUAGAACACUGCGGGGAUCGUGGAGUGUCUUAUCGAAAACAGAUACCCUCUGGACAUAAAGAGCAACCAAUUCAAACUCGUCAAGUACCAGUUGAAGACGCAAGAGCGAAUCAAAUCUCAGGAGGGCCCGGCGGAACUUCUCUCACUGACUCAGACAAGAUACGAAACAUAAACAAAGAGAAUCCGUCCGCUAAAAAUUUAGGACAAUCUACAAGUGAUAGUGCCUUUCCUCCCCAACAGGGACAAUCUCUCAACGCUGGUCGUAAGAACACGCUUACUGAAACCGAAAGCAGUGCUAGAUGGGGCAACAGGGGAUUAAAUAAGAAAAGUGACAGUGUAGGUCCUGAACAAAAUCGUAGUCAGUUUUUCCCUUCAUCUAUUCUGGGUAAACCACCACCACCCCCAUGCAAGGCUCCUGACCAGGUUGUCUCUGAAACUCUGGCAGAAGUAAAGAAAGUUGAACAGCCCGACCCGCCAGAGAAAGAUAAGUCCAAGAAUCUCAAAAAAAGACUAAGUGAAACCAUUUUUUGUUUGGUUUCUGUUCCAGUCACCCCGCAGCUCACUGGUACAAUCCGUGAUCAGAACAACAAUAAUGAGAAGUCACCAGACCCAGCUGACAGUCCCAGUGAAAACAAAACAGGCCAUUUAACAAACCAAAGUCUCCAAAGCACAUCAUCAGCUGAAGCCGAGCUGCAAGCGCUAACUGGUAGCAUAGCGAGCAGCAAGACAAGCAGCCGAGCGAGCAGUAAAAUGUUCAAAAAGUUGCCCUGUAGACCCCCUAAAAUAAAUCAUUACAAAGAGCUGAAACUUUCAGGAUCUUGGCCUGCAAACCAGUACCGUGACCAGGAGACGCAAACUAGCCCAGAGGCUGAAAAAUCUGGCCCUGAAAACAAGGAAGCACAAGAAGACUCCAUUCCUGCUGCCACUGACGCUUCUGUAGAUAGUGCCGGUGUAGCUGGCAGUGCCUUUACUUUCCCUAUCAAGGGAGUGAAGAGUCUAAAACUUUCGAGCAACAGCGCCUUCUCACUGACCACCACUUUCUCCAACCAGCUGAACAAGAGCACAGCUCAGCAACCAGCGGUGCCCCCCUCAGGAACUGUGGAGAGCAAACCAGCAGCAAGCAGUGGGCAGGAGAUUUUCAAGGUUCCUGAGUUUCUGCUAAAACCGAUUGUCAGUCAGCGACCGUGGGAUGCUGUCAAAGAGCUGGAAGCAAUUCAAAAAGAAGUCCAGGAUCAACAACAGCAGCAACAACAGGGCAGCAAACAGCCCAGCGUUGACAAAUGCAUCGAGGACCUCAACGAGGCUUACAAAGACAUCCUGGAGCUUGGCGCUGCCAGUAAUAAAGUCCCUGAUGGAUCUGUCGAAAUUCCAGAGCGUAUCAAAAUCCGUUUGACGUCCCAGCCUCUCAACAAGCCCAGUAGCCUUAGGCGCAGUGCAGUCAGCUGGUCUGUUGAUCCGGAGUACAGGGAAGUCAAGAGCGCAUUCUCCAGGCCCGCCACAAAGUCGGUGACAUUCAGCAAGCAGCUUCGGGAGGAACUCCCUGUGCCCCCUCGGGAGUCAGGCUUUCGAGAAUACAGAGUGGUUCCGCAUCUUCCACGUAGACGUAGCAAUGAUGGUAGGACGGUGAAACUGGACCUGCCUGACGAACCCAUCGAGACACCGCUUUGCGACUUCAGCCCAACAACAAACAGUGUGGCGGCAGAGGUUCCCUGGGCAGACAGACAGCCCAUGCAGGAUGCCUCCACGCUCACGAGUCCUCCAGACUAUGAAGACAUAUGCCAGACUUUGCGUCACUCUCGGGAUUCAAAUGAUCCCAAUGACCCAGCGGCUCCUCAAGAUAUCGAUUCAGAGGAGGAUUGUCCCAUUUGCAAAAGAGAGCUUGAGAACCAGAUGAGACAGGGCCCACUGCCUCCUCUACAUGAGGAGAACAGCUCAGAUAGCUCAGUCAAUCCAAAUGGAAGUCCAAUGCAGCGUGCUGCAGUUCAAAGUCCAGGUGAGGAUGCGAAGAAUCAGGAAACGCCGAACUCAAGUCUCAGUCAAGUAGGGUCCAAUGUGAGUACUGAUACAAGGAAAAAAGAUACAUCAACGCAAGACGGUUUAGGUGAAGUUGAAGAAACAGUUAAUGGUUCCAGAGAUGAGUCAGUCGACUCAAAUGAACUGAAUGAAAGUGAGGUGGUGGAGUCAGCAAGGGAAGAAGCCACUGAGGGUGAAACGGUAGGAAUUACCAAGGAUGACGCUCCACAAGUGCAAGAGAUACAAACUGACGCAGCGUCAGAAAACAAGCAGGAGCAAGAGAGGAAAUCAUUCGCUCUCGCGGAACAGAGACUUGUCCUGUGGACUCACCCGGGUCGAGACCAUCCUGGGUUGCCGGAGUUCCCUCCCGAGAGACUCCCACUUUCAGUUGUGCCCAAGCUCAACCGCAGGUUGUCUCUCAGCUUAGAGGGGGAGCGACAGGGUGGUGCUGCCCCUGAUCGAAUUGAAGCUCUGCAGAAUAAGCUAGCCAUCUCUCCAGGCCGGGUAGCCGUGGAGCGCUUGGGCCGGAUGCGAGAAGUGGAUGUUAUGUAUCGCAUGAGACGCCUAAGCAUCAGGAGCACAGACUCUGGGGAGGGGGACGGGGAUGGCAAGGAUUCUCAAGAACCCUCCAGUGCCACUUCGCAAACAGGCAGGGAGAACAAAGAUGAAGAGGUGACUGGAUCCCGCCAGGUCUCAGAAGAAUCUGUGAAGCACGGUGACACGUCUACUUUCAGAACGCUGUGACAGCCGGAGACAGUGGUGACGGCGUGGGGAAAAAUGCUGUGUCCAUCAUGUCCCCAUCUUGAGGUUUUAGCGCUCCACACAACACUGUGAACUGGCUGCCUAACUUAGAAUGCCUUCAUCUUCAUCUCUUGACACUGAAAUGGCCUUCUUGUCCGACGAGAGCAUUGUGUACACACCCUCACCCUCGGCUUGACUUCUAAGAGUGCUGUUCCACUGCCAAAAGGGAGGUGCCCCCAAACCCUGCCUGACCCAGCCUACCCACAAUUAAUGACUCCUUAACCCCCCAGUCCUCUCCCAAUGCUUUUCUCAUUGGCAGACAUUAUGCAACUCAUCCAUGCAUACGACGACAGCGAAUACACUCGAGAAUCUGCGCAUUAUGAAUGUAAGCAUUAAUUUAAGGGUUUUGCUAUUAUUUGCUGUACCAAAAUAUAGUUGCGAAUGCGGCGGCCACGUUUGGCUCGAGAACUGUUUUUGAUUUCCCGACGUAGCUCGGCCUUUAUUUUACUCGGCAACAUUGUGCUCUUUCCCAACCAACAACCCCUCUGCCCCCCAGUUGCUAAGCUAAUCACAUGAUCGCCCGUUCAGUCCACGGCGCAGCGGUUGCCUUGCUUCAGGUGAGGUCCGACCGAAUCCGUGCUGCUCCCGCCGUUCUUUUACCUUCAGGAAGCAAUAAAGUUUGACAGCAACUCUAUCACAACUCGGACAAAAUAUGGAUUACACAUUUUAAAAAAAGGAAGCACGAUAGAGCAAUAUUGUUGUACAAAUAAGCUGAGCGGUGUCAUGGAGCUACCUGUCGGAAGCGUCGUCUUUAAUGUGUCAUGUGAUCAUUCUACAGGGACAUGGUGUCAGGGUAUUUGGGCUGCUGCUUUACGUCAUAUAGAUUUACGUACAGUGCUUGACAGUUUGAUUAGACCACCACUACUAUAUUGGGUGAUAGUUUUGGAGUUGAUUUAUGUAUUACAUUACCGUGCUUUACGGUAAUUCGUAAAACCUUGCUUCCAUAUUCCUACCACACCCAACUAUGAAAACUCAAAGUCACUCAGAUUUAGUUCAGGUUAACAUUUUCCAUUUAUUGAGUUUGCUAUGACUCAUUCAAAUUUUUGGAGUGAUCAGACAAGUUGUAUUCUUUAAAAAAAACACAAAAAAACAACAACUGGAUUUUGCAUACACACACUUAAAAUGGAGGCUUCAAACCAAAAUGGCAGCAUGUUUAAAGUCAUGGCUUUUUGAGACUGGUCUACUCAUGAGGUUCACGGUAUUUCACUACAUGUUGCUAAGGUAAACUAGCUUGUCCAGUUCUACCAAACAUGAAACACCUGCUCUAAAACAAAAGGGCAGACUUUCUUUUGAGGCGUGGCUUCAUAACACUUUGCUGACAAAAUUUCAUGCUAAAGAAAACUGGUUUCAGGGUCUGAAUUUUCCAAAUAUUCCAGGGAAACAAAUUAUUUUUAGUCAUGACGAAUGCUAGUAAAUUUGGUGGUGGUCUAAUACUUUUGUUAAGCCUUGUACAGUGGGGCAAAUAAGUAUUUAGUCAACCACCAAUUGUGCAUGUUCUCCUACUUGAAAAGAUUAGAGAGGCCUGUAAUUGUCAACAUGGGUAAACCUCAACCAUGAGAGACAGAAUGUGAAAAAAAAAACACAAAAUCACAUUGUUUGAUUUUUAAAGAAUUUAUUUUUAAAUUAGAGUGGAAAAUAAGUAUUUGGUCACCUAUAAACAAGCAAGAUUUCUGGCUGUUAAAGAGAUCUAACUUCUUCUGACGAGGUCUAACGAGUUCUAACGAGGCUCCACUCGUUACCUGUAUUAAUGGCACCUGGUUUAACUCAUUAUCGGUAUAAAAGACACCUGUCCACAAUCUCAGUCAGUCACACUCCAAACUCUACUAUGACCAAGACCAAAGAGCUGUCGAAGGCCACCAGAGACAAAACUGUAAACCUUCACCAGGCUGGGAAGACUGAAUCUGCAAUAGGUAAAACGCUUGGUGUAAAGAACUCAAGUGUGGGAGCAAUUAUUAGAAAAUGUAAGACAUACAAGACCACCGAUAGUCUACUUCGAUCUGGGGGCUCCAUGCAAGAUCUCACCCCGUGGCGUCAAAAUGAUAACAAGAAUGGUGAGCAAAAAUCCCAGAAUCACUCGGGGGGACCUAGUGAAUGACCUACAGAGAGCUUGGAUCACAGUAACAAAGGCUACUAUCAGUAACACAAUGUGCCGCCAGGGACUCAAAUCUUGCACUGCCAGACGUGUCCCCCUGCUGAAGCCAGUACACGUCCAUGCCCGUCUGCGGUUCGCUAGAGAGCAUUUGGAUGAUCCAGAAGAGGACUGGGAGAAUAUGUUAUGGUCAGAUGAAACCAAAAUUGAACUUUUUGGUAGAAACACGGGUUCUCGUGUUUGGAGGAAAAAGAAUACUGAAUUGCACCAUACCCACUGUGAAGCAUUGGGGUGGAAACAUCAUGCUUUGUGGCUGUUUUUCUGCAAAGGGACCAGGACGACUGAUCUGUGUAGAGGAAAGAAUGAAUAGGGCCAUGUAUCGAGAGAUUUUGUGUAAAAAUCUCCUUCCAUCAGCAAGGGCACUGAAGAUGAGACGUGGCUGGGUCUUUCAGCAUGACAAUGAUCCCAAACACACAGCCAGGGCAACAAAGGAGUGACUUCAUAAGAAGCAUUUCAAGGUCCUGGAGUGGCCUAGCCAGUCUCCAGAUCUCAACCCCAUAGAAAAGUCCGUGUUGCCCAAUGACAGCCCCAAAGCAUCACUGCUCUAGAGGAGAUCUGCAUGGAGGAAUGCGCCAAAAUGCCAGCAAGAGUGUGUGAAAAGCUUGGGAAGUUACAGAAAACGUUUGGCCUCAGUUAUUGCCAACAAAGGGUACAUAACAAAGUAUUGAGAUGAACUUUUGGUAUUGACAAAAACUUAUUUUCCACCAUGAUGAUUUGCAAAUAAAUUCUUUAACAAUCAAACAAUGUGAUUUUCUGAUUUUUUCCCCCACAUUCUGUCUCUCAUGGUUGAGGUUUACCCAUGUUGACAUUACAGGCCUCUCUAAUAUUUUCAAGUGGGAGAAUUUUCACAAUUAGUGCUUGACUAAAUACUUAUUUGCCCCACUGUAUAUAUUUAUAUACAUUUCAUUGAAUAUUUAUUUUUCCUAUCAUCGCCUUGUUAAUCUGUUUGCGUAAUGUAUAAAAAAAAUAUUUAUAAAGUAUAUUUUAAAAGUUUUAAGAGGCAUUUUGUAUUUUUGCCAUCAAAUUUUAUUUCUCUGCGCGUCUAUAGAGUUUAAUCAUAGAAAGAGCAUCCUUAACGUUUCAGUGCGUUUCAAUGGAAAACUUUGUUUGUCGCGUCGUGUUUCGUGUGUCGCGUUGUCGUCGUCUUGUCUUCCAGCUUGCACUCUUCUGUUGUUGAUCUUCUUUUCCAAACCUCACGUGUGAAUGCUGGGAGACUGGCAUUCACCCCAAAUGUAAAUGUGCGAAAGUAGCCGUCCAAUGAAAUUAAACUUUGGUUGCUUAUUCAAUUACGACUGCCACUCGGCUCUCAGCAUUCACACAUUUCCGGAAAGAGAAGGAGUUCUUUUGUAGUUGUCCUUAAAAGCUACAAUGCAAUGCUAAAGCUAAAACACAUAUGUGUGAGAAUAGCAUAGGGUUUUUCAAUACAUACAGGGUUUUUAGAUAAACUUUUUGAAUAGUGCAUAAUUAAAAAAAAAAAAAAGUUUUUAAAAAUAUAGCAGUGGUUGUAAAAACGUAUUUGAGAAGCAUUUGUGUUUUUGCAUUAGCCAGCGUUGCAUUGUAUCAAAUCAACAACGGAUGCGUCAAAAUUAAUUUGUCAUGAAUCUUCGUAAUUGUUAUGUAGCCUUUUUUACACUUGUAGCAUUUUAGCGGUCGUGUCUCAGCAUUUCUUGUAAAUUUCGACGUCGCCUUACUGAAACAUACGAAGGAAUAUGAGGGCCACAUUGAAAAUGAAAAGAGAUUAGGAUUGUGAUCGCAAUCUUUUGAGAAUAAAGCGGUAUUAAAACAUUAAUAUUUUCUCAAAAUGGACCUUGUUUUAUCUUGAAUAUAGAACAUUUUUCUUCUUAAUUUAAUGGGACUUCAUAUGACUUUUCUAGAAUGUCUAUUAAUUUUUUUUUUUUUUUUUUUAAAGAUUUUAAGACAGCUGUUUUUAAAAAUGCAAAAAAAAAGUUAUCGUAAAAGCUUUGUUCCCAACAUAUGAAACAAUUUUCUUGAGAAUAUGAAUUAAAAAAAAUAUAUAAUACAUUAAUUUUGAUUGGAAACAUUCUCGCACUGCCCCCACAAAUAACACACCGUACUUGGGGGGACAGAGCCUUCUCUGUUGCUGCCCCCUCACUUUGGAACGCACUCCCUAAAACCAUCUGCACCUGUUCUGAUCUUCCCACAUUCAAAAAAUUGUUAAAAACUCACCUUUUUAAACUGGCUUUUAAUUUGUAAUUCUUUUCUCUAUUGUUUUGUACUUCCCGUGUUGUGUGAGCUUUAUUUAUUUUUUUUUUUCCCUCAACUGUGAAGCGCCGUUGAGCACCGGUAAAAGCGCUCUAUAAAUAAAAUGUAUUAUUAUUAUUAUUAUUAUUAUUAAUUUUCCUGAAAUUUUGUGAAUAAUAAAAGGCAUUUUACCCUUAACAGUAUUCUAGGAAGAAAGGACGUAGAUUUGGUCUCAGUAUUUGUAAGGACGAUAUAACAGCAACAGCAGCUAUAGCACAUUUUGCUGUACAUUUGUUCGUUAAUGAAACCAAACAGACUGGGUAAUCUCAGGGCCGACCCAGGCCAUUUGGGGGCCCUAAGCAAAAUAAUGCAAAGGGGCCCUUAUUUUUGGCCCACCAUUUCGUCACAAUGUACUGUGAAACCCAUACAUGCAAUCCAACCCAUACGUCCAUAUUUUGUAUAUUAAUCAGAUUUUGUUGCACUGCAUACUUCAAAUUUCUCACCCCAAAUGACUGUCAGUACUUACAGUAGAUAGCGACAUUUUUCUAAAAGAGGAAAGAAGGACUUUAAGGAAGAACUUUUAUUUUUUUAAGCUUGUAAUCGAGUAUCAAAACUCACAAAAGUGAAAUAAAGCAAACUGUAGUAAACAAAAUAGAAUAUAAAUUAAACCAUUGCCAGAUUGGGGGCCCCCUAGUGGUCAGGGGCCCUAAGCAGCUGCAUAGUCUGCGUAUAGGCUGGGCUGGCCCUGGGUAUUCUUAUGAAUAUGAACCCAAUUAGUUAGGCUAAUGCAAAAUAAAUCUGUAUUGAUUUAUACUAACUUUCAUCGUUCGAUUCAAACCUUUGUUUUCAAAAACUACUGAAGAAACAGUUUGAAAGCUUCGAGAAUAAAUGUCUGGAUUUUAUUAGCAAAUUUUAACUGAUAUAAUAUCUAAUAUCCCUCCUCUUCGAAGGGGGCGAAGGAGGCGCAUGUCGUCAACCUGUAAUUCUGUUGGGGCUGUGGGAGUAUGCGUGUGUGUGUGGGGGGGGGUCAAGUCAUCAGCCAAUCAAACAUGCAUUGGAGGGAAAAAACUGGACCGGCACAUUCAGCAAGUGGAAAGGGGUAAAUGUAAGUCAAAACAUUAUAACAUAUGGGAAGACAAUCUAAAUUACCAUAACUGAACUCAUAAAAUAAUUAGAGUUGGGCAUCAAGCAUUGAUAGGAUCCAGUACUAACAUAGUGGUUCUCUCGGAACCGUUUGAAUAUUUUUAUUUCAAUUCCAAGUUUCGAUGCCAUGACCGCAGACCGGAAUAAAUAGCUGCCGAACAAGUGGCUAAUUUAGCUGAGCACAAAAACGUGUUGCUUCGCUUCACAUAAAUGACAACAAAGUAACAGAAUAAACACACCGAGAUGAUACCAGACCCUCUGUUAAAACGUGAAAACGUACAGAUGUUGUUUUACCAAGGGUUCCCAACGAUGUGUAGUGCAGAGGAGGUGUGUAGCGUCUGUACUAAAGUAACACUGUAUUUUUCGGACUAUAAGUCGCACCUGAGUAUAAGUCGCACCAGCCCAUAAAAAUGCGCAACGAAGAGGGAAAAAAAACAUAUAAGUCGCACUGGAGUAUGAGUAGCAUUUUUGGGGGAAAUUAACUUGAUAAACUCUAACACAUAGAACUGAUAUGUCAUCUUGAAAGGCAAUUUAAAAUAAAAAUACAAUAGAGAGCAACAUGCUGAAAUAGCUACCUUAGAAAUAAAGUAUUGUCUCAAAAACAAACAAUUACUCUCUCACCCCAAAAAAAAAUUCUCUAGAAAAUAUGACAGCAUUUUGCAAUUUUUUCCUCAAAAUUACAUGAGUAAUCUUGAAAAUAGAAAAUUUUAUCCGCUUCAUUCUCAUCAAAGAUGACAUCAAUCCCACAACGCAAUCAUUUUUCUUUUUGAUUGUGGCCCAAAAAUUCCCUGAUUAAAAAACAAGUAUCGCAUCACACUGCAGCCAAAUAUACUGAAUUCUCCAAGUAUACGCAACACUGUUUUCACACGUCAUCUAGCAGUUUUACUAGUCAGCGGUGGUCCUUCCAGCCGGGGGCGCUGUAGCAGAAUUUGAAAAGCGCUCACUGUUUGCGUUUUAUUUUGGAUUUUGCGUAAAACAAGCGGACUCCUAUUUUAAUUUUUUUUUAAAAAGGUACGCAAACUAACCCCGACCAUACAGAAACAGUCCCGGUGAUUGGCAUGUGAGCGCUAACACUUGAACGUCAACAUUAAAAAAGAGUCUCGAUGGACUUUUUUUUGUACAACAGUUUGACGUGCAACAUGAGCAGUGAUUAUGCACACUUGUAAUAUUUUCUAUUUUCAUAAGAGAUUUAAGUGCUUUUUUCUACAUCUUUUUUUCUUCCUUGCAUGGAGUGCAAGCGAGAGGUUCGAGGGUUAAAAAAAUAGUCUUUUCUUUUUCAUAAAGUAUAUUUGCAUUUGGUACUCUCUCGGUGGAUAAAAUACAUUAAAAAAAAAAGAAGAACAACAAAAAAAAAAUGGCGACGACAGGCAAAGCGUGUGUGUUUCGUAGUUUCAUUUACGAGACUAUGCCAAGUAUUUAAAAGCUAUUUUUAGAGUAAAGUCAAAGAAAAAAAGCAAAAGAGAAGUCAUUCAUUGUUUCCUUUAAGACACGCCUUUGAUCUUUGUAUCUAUACAUAUAGCAGGAUAAACCAUAGAGUCAUUUGAUUGUGCUACUGUUGUAUGACACUGCAGUUCCAUUCAGAAAUAAACUCUUUGCAUGAAAAUGCCUCUUUUCUCAUCAAUUGGGCUUUGAUGUCUUUUGGACAUGUGACUAUUUACUUUUGCUCAGACUCCAAUGACAGUGCCAUUGAUGUCAUAUAGCAUUGCCCACUUAGCAGAGUAUAAAAUACGCAAAUAAUGAUCCAAUAAAAUUCUUUUCAAUUU
Corythoichthys intestinalis (scribbled pipefish) is the source of this 11525-nucleotide messenger RNA. Its product is annotated as junctional cadherin 5-associated protein. The record is from RefSeq and is a predicted model, not a curated record. Gene Ontology annotation, biological process: positive regulation of blood vessel endothelial cell proliferation involved in sprouting angiogenesis. Bases 156 to 4211 code for a protein of 1351 amino acids. Lineage: Eukaryota; Metazoa; Chordata; Actinopteri; Syngnathiformes; Syngnathidae. Gene Ontology annotation, cellular component: adherens junction; ruffle membrane. The transcript has 4 exons.